AUGUCUUACGGUCAGCAUCAGCGUUUGGGCGGUCAAGCCUUCAACCACGGUCCUUCAUCCGGCGCAGAGCAAGAGUACGACCGGCUACGAGACCUCGCCCGUAAAGAGCAGGGCCAACACCAACACUUCGCCGCCGAAGCUCGCCAAGCAUAUGAACGUGGUGACGGCGGUGGAGCGCACAACUCCAGCGAGCAAUCGAAACAACAUGCCGCCAAAGCAGACGAGUACAACAAGCAAGCAUCCGAGUUCAUCUUCCGCGAGAACAAUGCCCAAGGGAAAGUAGCAGGCGACACCAUCGACCUCCACGGCCAAUACGUGGAAGAAGCCGAGGAAAUCCUGGAACAACGCAUCCGCUACGCCCAACAAUCCGGCCAAAGCCACCUCCACGUCAUCGUCGGCAAAGGCAACCACAGCUCCGGCCACGUCCAGAAAAUCAAGCCCAAAGUCGAGCAAAUAUGUCAGGAACUAGGUCUCCAGUACAACACCGAAGCCAACGAAGGCCGAAUGUACAUCCAGCUCAGACCCGGCGCGGGAGGACAGCAACAAGGACCUCCGCAAAUGCCGGCCUACGAUUACCAGCAGCAGCAUCAACCGCAGCAUCAGAACUACGGUCAGCCGCAUUAUCAGACGGCGUAUCCGAUGGGCGGGAAUCCGAAUUAUGGGUAUGCUCAGGCUGCUGCGGGUGGGGGUGGGUAUCCGGGUGCGCAGCAGGGGCAGGGUAUGCAGUAUGGCAAGCCUCAGCAACAGAUGGGUGUGCAGCAAGGGCAGCAACAGCAGCAGCAACAACAGCAGGAUCAAGGGAUCAUUUGCUGUGGGAUCAAGAUAUGUGUGGUUAUGUAA
Messenger RNA from Recurvomyces mirabilis, 840 nucleotides. RefSeq lists its product as uncharacterized. The transcript is spliced from 2 exons. The coding region runs from base 1 to 840 and encodes 279 amino acids. NCBI's taxonomy places the organism in Eukaryota, Fungi, Ascomycota, Dothideomycetes, Mycosphaerellales, Teratosphaeriaceae. The record is from RefSeq and is a predicted model, not a curated record.